Molecule: messenger RNA, 3047 nt
Organism: Salmo salar (Atlantic salmon)
Lineage: Eukaryota; Metazoa; Chordata; Actinopteri; Salmoniformes; Salmonidae
Product: ras-related protein Rab-40C
Biological process (GO): intracellular signal transduction
Molecular function (GO): GTP binding; GTPase activity
Source: RefSeq, a predicted model, not a curated record
GCGCCAGACUGUGCAGUGCCUAUCUGUCAGCUACAGUGUGUUAUCGCGAAUCUGAUUGAGCGUGAAGGAAAACAUGUAUGAUUUUACAAACUGAGAUUUUCAAAUGCUUGGACUUGAACUAAAACCUUAUAUCUCAAAUUGUGCUUUGGACUCACGAGAAAAUACGGCAAGCUGCAAGUUCUGGAUAGAACCAAGACAAGGAAAAGGUCGGGAAGUUACGGAUCUUUGUUGUCCGGACAAGAGAGAGGGGCCCGAUUUCAGAGCAGCCAGUCUCAGGUGAAGUUAACUAGCAAUCGCUACUAAGGAAGCCAGCAUCGUAAACCAGUUAUGAAGAGGAUAGUCCAGUUCUCUACAGGUUACGAGAUUACUCGUACAAUUAUUACCUUCAUGAAUGAGAGCUCUGAGAAACUGAUACAUAGGGUAUGUUAUUUAAUUCGGAUGUUGACCUCUGUCGUUGAUUUGACACUUGUCAACUAACCACGAAUAUCUAGCUAACUAGCAUUACCAGCUAGCUAGGUCCUCCUGUCUUGCCAACUAGCUAGCUCCUCCUGUCUUGCCAACUAGCUAGCUCCUCCUGUCUUGCCAACUAGCUAGCUCCUCCUGUCUUGCCAACUAGCUAGCUCCUCCUGUCUUGCCAACUAGCUAGCUCCUCCUGUCUUGCCAGCCACGCAAAUCUGUUGUUCAUGAGGUAACAGUAGUUAGCUUGCUAGCUACCAUUCUGGAUAGCUGCCUAUUUACCCUUUAAUUACUAUAACAGGGUUGCUAACUAUCUAGUUAAAAUCAGGUUAUAAACAUUUUUGUUUUGUGGGCUCAACAUAGGCUGUAACGUUAUAACGUUAGAUGUUCUUGAGAACACUCACUUUCUUUGUUGCGAUAGCUAGCCCCUAAUGGCAUUACUCGCUAACUAGCUAACGUUAUGCUAACAAUAAGGACCCGGACACAGACAGCCUGUUAGCGAGCUAGGAAACUAGCUACAUCCUUAAAAUAUACAGUUUAGCUAACGUUACGUCCACAAAACAAACAUGUUGUUUUCAUCUAAAGAGAGGUUAUUGCCAGAUAGCACACAACAAGGUUCGUUUACUAACCGUCUGUUGAUGAAGCAACAGCGUUGUAUUUUAAAUGUAACGGAUGUUUUAAACUGUGACAGGUGUUCUGAUUGAAGCGCUAGCACAGUCAGAGAAGUCGGUGGUUAAAUACCGGUUAUAAACGGUAUUGAGGUUGGAAGAUCAGGAUUUCUGCUCGCAGCUUGCUUUCAGCAGUGACGUUAUUUGGACCACCACGGGUACCCUGCCUAAUUCCUGUCCAAGGGAUGUUUUGGUUUUGAGCUGCACACCGUACUCCUUCCUGCAAGCUGUCUAACCUGGAGGGACUUUUUUAAAAUACAUUUUGUCCACUUUUGCUGCAUCAUUCAGACUUGCCAAGCUACAAUGGUGGUCAGGUGUUUUAACCUGUAGUAGCACCUCAAUCCCACCUCGACACACAACAGUGGGUUGGCCGUAGGGCUAAUCAAGGAUUCUGAACUGAAGGACCACACAGACUCUUGACUCCUCUAACUCUUCUGCUGGAAUAGACUAUACCUGUUUGCCCCCCUCCACCCCCCCAGUCCCCCUCUGCCUCCAUCCUCUCCUCCUCCUCCCCCAGUGUGUGAGGGUACAGAUGUGAGGAAGGCAGGAUGGGUACCCAGGGCAGCCCGGUGAAGAGUUAUGACUACCUGUUGAAGUUCCUCCUGGUCGGGGACAGUGAUGUGGGGAAAGGGGAGAUACUAGACAGCCUACAGGAUGGAUCUGCAGAGUCCCCAUACGCUUACAGCAGCGGCAUCGACUACAAGACGACCACUAUUCUGCUGGAUGGGAGGAGAGUCAAACUGGAGCUGUGGGACACGUCAGGACAGGGGAGGUUCUGCACCAUCUUCAGGUCCUACUCCAGAGGGGCUCAGGGGAUCCUGCUGGUGUAUGACAUCGCAAACCGCUGGUCGUUCGAAGGCAUCGACCGCUGGAUACGAGAGAUUGACGAGCAUGCCCCGGGUGUACCUCGUAUCCUGGUAGGUAACCGGCUCCACCUGGCGUUCAAGCGUCAGGUUCCUACGGAGCAGGCCCGGGCGUACGCUGAGAAGAAUGGCAUGACCUUCUUUGAGGUCAGCCCACUCUGCAACUUCAACGUCAUCGAGUCGUUCACAGAGCUGUCUCGCAUCGUCCUGAUGAGGCACGGCAUGGAGAAGUUCUGGAAGCCCAACAGAGUCUUCACUCUCCAGGACCUGUGCUGCAGAGCGAUUGUCUCCUGCACGCCUGUCCACCUGAUUGACAAGCUGCCGUUGCCCGUGGCGAUAAAGUCCCACCUCAAGUCCUUCUCUAUGGCCAAUGGGAUGAACGCAGUGAUGAUGCAUGGACGGUCCUAUUCUCUGGCCAACGCGGCGGGCGGGUCUAAAGGGAACAGUCUGAAGCGUUCUAAAUCUAUCAAACCCCCCCAGAGCCCCCCACAGAACUGCACACGCAACAACUGUAAAAUCUCCUAGUGAUAGACCCUGUCUGGGGGAGGGGGGAGACUCACACCCUAAACACACUGAAACAGACCCCCUCCCUUCCACUGAGGGGACAGACAAGCUGAGGAGAGGAUGUGUAGGGCCUGUGGAGAGAACCAAGUCUGAGACCUACCCUACACCCUGAAGGGAACAGAUACCCUGAAACAGACCUAGCCCUUAGCCCAUACCCUAACCCUGGGGGAGGAGAAACCCUGGGGGAGGAGAAGGAGAGGAGGGUGGUGAAACCUACUGUAGGAGGAGAGAGGUGUGUGUACAGUACACAGACUUGAGGAGACCCGACCAGACAUUUCUGGUCAACCCUCGUCCAUAGGAGGGGCUUGGCCAACCCCCCCCCCCACUGUGCUGGAGUAGUAAUACAUCCAGAAUACACCCACAUCCAGAAUACACCCACACCCAGAAUAUACCCAGAAUACAUCCACACCCAGAAUACAUCCACAUCCAGAAUACACCCAGAAUACAUCCACACCCAGAAUACAUCCAGAAUACAUCCACAUCCAGAAUACACCCA